AUGUUCGCGGGGCUGCAGGACUUGGGCGUCGCCAACGGCGAGGACCUGAAGGAGACGCUGACCAACUGCACGGAGCCGCUGAAGGCCAUCGAGCAGUUCCAGACUGAGAACGGCGUGCUGCUGCCCUCGCUGCAGUCGGCCCUGCCCUUCCUGGACCUGCAUGGGACGCCGCGGCUGGAGUUCCACCAGUCGGUGUUUGACGAGCUGCGGGACAAGCUGCUGGAGCGAGUGUCGGCCAUUGCGUCGGAGGGGAAGGCUGAGGAGAGGUACAAGAAGCUGGAAGACCUUCUGGAGAAGAGCUUUUCUCUGGUCAAGAUGCCGUCCCUGCAGCCAGUGGUGAUGUGCGUCAUGAAGCAUCUGCCCAAGGUUCCUGAGAAGAAGCUGAAGCUGGUGAUGGCUGACAAGGAGCUGUACCGAGCCUGUGCCGUGGAGGUGAAGCGGCAGAUCUGGCAGGACAACCAGGCGCUCUUCGGGGACGAGGUCUCCCCUCUGUUGAAGCAGUACAUCCUGGAGAAGGAAAGUGCGCUCUUCAGCACGGAGCUCUCUGUCCUGCACAACUUCUUCAGUCCUUCUCCCAAGACCAGGCGCCAGGGCGAGGUGGUGCAGAAGCUGACGCAGAUGGUGGGCAAGAACGUGAAGCUAUACGACAUGGUACUGCAGUUCCUGCGCACGCUCUUCCUCCGCACGCGGAACGUGCACUACUGCACCCUGCGGGCCGAGCUGCUCAUGUCCCUGCACGACCUGGAUGUCGGUGACAUCUGCACCGUGGACCCCUGCCACAAGUUCACCUGGUGCCUGGACGCCUGUAUCCGAGAGCGGUUCGUGGACAGCAAGAGAGCCCGGGAGCUGCAGGGGUUCCUUGAUGGAGUGAAGAAGGGACAGGAGCAGGUCCUGGGCGACUUGUCCAUGAUCCUGUGUGACCCCUUCGCCAUCAACACGCUGUCACUGAGCACUGUCAGGCAUCUGCAGGAGCUGGUUGGCCAGGAAACACUGCCCAGGGACAGUCCCGACCUCCUGCUGUUGCUCCGGCUGCUGGCGCUGGGCCAGGGGGCCUGGGACAUGAUCGACAGCCAGGUCUUCAAGGAGCCCAAGAUGGAGGUAGAGCUCAUCACGAGGUUCCUGCCGAUGCUCAUGUCUUUCGUGGUGGAUGACUACACUUUCAAUGUGGACCAGAAGCUUCCAGCCGAGGAGAAAGCCCCAGUCACGUACCCAAACACGCUUCCUGAAAGUUUCACCAAGUUUCUGCAGGAGCAUCGCAUGGCCUGUGAGGUGGGGCUGUCCUAUGUCCUGCACGUCACCAAGCAGAGGAACAAGAAUGCGCUGCUCCGCCUGCUGCCAGGGCUUGUGGAGACCUUUGGCGACCUUGCGUUCAGCGACAUCUUCCUUCACUUGCUCACGGGGAACCUCGUGCUACUGGCCGACGAGUUUGCCCUGGACGACUUCUGCCGCAGCCUCUUUGAUGGCUUCCUCCUCACUGCCUCACCACGGAAGGAGAAUGUGCACCGGCAUGUGCUGCGGCUUCUCAUCCACCUGCAUCCCAGGGUAGCCCCGGCCAAGCUGGAAGCCUUGCAGAAGGCCCUGGAGCCCACGGCCCAGAGUGGAGAGGCGGUGAAGGAACUAUACUCCCAGCUUGGCGAGAAGCUGGAGCAGUUGGACCAGCGCAAGCCCAGCCCGGCCCCAGCCGCAGAGACGCCAGCCCUGGAGCUGCCACUCCCCAGUGUGCCUGCCCCGGCUGGGCUCUGAGGCUUCGCCUGGGGCUGCUCAGGAGUGGGGGGGCCCUUCUGGAAUGAGGCUCUGGUGAGCCAGGAGAAGAGACCCCCUCGGACAUGGGAGUAUCAGGGCAGUCACUGCUUUCAGGGUAGUGGUCAGAUGGGCCACUGUCCCAUUCCGUGAGCGGGGCACCCCCUCCACACCUCAGCCCCACCUGGUUCUGGGAGGUUGUCUGCCACCCAUAUGAUGGGACCUGUGUGCCUGGCCGUGGGGCCUCUGGCCCACUCUGUGGAAGACAGCCCUGAAAAGCUUGCUUGUUUCUGCUGUGCAUUUCAGCUUUUCAUGGCUGUCUCAGAAACAGACUGGCAGUAAUUGGGAUUAGGAAAAAGCCACCUGUUUUCCAGGGGCAAAGGGCAGGGGGCCUAAGCUGACUGUGUCUGGGGUGGAGGCUCCUAGGGGAGGUCUGAGGGGAAGGGGCAGGGCAGCCAUGCUGGCACAACUUGGCGAGAGCAUGAGGUUUGCUGGGUUGUGGUGUCUACAGACAGCAGCCACCGCCUGGAGGCAGCAGCUUGAGCCUGGCAUGUGGCAGGGUGGGUGGUCCCCACUGCCCGAGGGCCCGCAGGCAACCUCCGCAGCAUAGCGCCACGGAGCAGGGUGUGGCAGGUGGGGCCAAGGAAAGCCUAGGCACCCCCACCCGCUGCCUCAGUUUACCCUUGGAGUUGAGUGCUUCUCCUCGCUGAGCUGCAGUCUCCACCUGCCAGGCAGGGCAGGGAUGGCGCCCAUGGGGAGGUUUUCAACUAAAGUGAAUAAAGGCAUUUUAGUAGACACUG
Galeopterus variegatus (Sunda flying lemur) is the source of this 2540-nucleotide messenger RNA. It is a transcript of the gene NELFB, whose product is annotated as negative elongation factor complex member B. Bases 1 to 1743 code for a protein of 580 amino acids. The transcript is spliced from 13 exons. The record is from RefSeq and is a predicted model, not a curated record. Gene Ontology annotation, biological process: negative regulation of transcription elongation by RNA polymerase II. Gene Ontology annotation, cellular component: NELF complex; nucleus. Lineage: Eukaryota; Metazoa; Chordata; Mammalia; Dermoptera; Cynocephalidae.